This is a messenger RNA of Salvelinus fontinalis (brook trout), 763 nucleotides long. RefSeq names its product protein DPCD-like. NCBI's taxonomy places the organism in Eukaryota, Metazoa, Chordata, Actinopteri, Salmoniformes, Salmonidae. The record is from RefSeq and is a predicted model, not a curated record. The transcript has 6 exons. Bases 44 to 655 code for a protein of 203 amino acids.
GUGGCUACACGUGAUGUUUUAGGAAGUGUCCGUUUUUUGCAAUAUGGCUGUGCAGAGCUGGUCAGCUCUCCUAAAAGCAUCCACGAAAACAGCUUUAAUACACGAUGGGAUAAGGAAGAUACACUAUCUCUUUACAGAUGGGAAAGAAAUGGCAGAAGAAUAUGACUUGACAACAGAUGAGCUCAUUGUACGAAAGUGGCGUUCAAAAAGUACCUUGAAGGGACAGGGACCAUGGGAGAUAGAAGUCGGAGAGCCAGUCCCAUCUACUGUAGCCUGUUUGGAAUCAGAUGUUAUCAAGGAAAACUGUUCAAACCCUGUAUUUAUGCGCAAAGACACAAAGACCAGUUUCCUGUGGAGAGUCCGGAACCUUCCGUACCCCAAAGAGGUCUACAACAUUUCAGUGGAGCCCGAUCAACGAUGCUGCAUCAUACGAACAAAUAACAAAAAGUACUACAAGAAGUUUAAUGUUCCUGACCUGAACCGAAGCCAGCUGCCAUUGGAUAGUUCCGCGCUCAACUUCACCCACGCCAAUAACACGUUAAUUGUCAGUUACAAGAAGCCCAAGGAGAUAUUAACGCUUGAGCACGAGCUACUCCGGGAGGUAAAGAAACUGAAGGGAACCAAUGAAGGGGACGUCGACUGCAAAACUCAAUGAAGUCCCAGUGUGGAUCUGAGGGGAUGUCACUCUAACAAGUCGUUUUUGAUUUGCACUGGUGAUGCAGUAUCCUGUAUGUUUUCUACUCUGAUUUCUGGUUCUCAAGGA